AAAAAAUCAUCUAUCAGGAAGGAAAUCAGAGGAUUUUAAUCGGACAGUGAAGCAACACAAGGAUUCAAUGGCAAGGCGUCGAAAAUCAAGCAAAGGCGAAACACCAAAGGCGGAGAAGGUAGAGACAGUACUUUCAUCGGCGAAGAAAGAUACGAGCUUAAAGAAACAUACGCGUGAGAUGAAGGAGAAGAAGAGCAAGUACGAUCCAGUGGGUGAGAGUCCUUUGAGAUCCAUUUUUUGUUUGAAAAAGAUGGUCGACAUGAAGCGUGCUGAGGAGACUGAGGAUUGCUUUAUCCUUGAUUUUAACCCUUUCAAUCCCAUUGACAUUGCCAAGCUUUCCGCCGCCAACGACGGCGAUGUUGACGAUGAACUCUCCAUGGUCGCCGAGCGUGGCCAGGUGGCCUGCAGAGAUUAUCCACACUCAAGGCAUCUUUGUCUGCAAUUUCCAUUCGAUACUACACCUCAUGACAAACAUUGUGACCUGUGUUACUGUUAUGUUUGUGAUUCUGCUGCUCCUUGUGAGUGUUGGACGACACAUUGCCAUGCCUCGGAGCAUGUCAAAAACUGGAGAUCUCAACGCCGUGUCAGGACUCGAUAGGUUCGGCUUCGUACCUUUCCUGCCAUGUCGGAAAAUCGAAUCCCGAACUCAUGCUUAUAGGUCGGAUUCUACCGGAUUUUGCUAACAAUUAUCUUCUUUUUUGGAUCAGAUAAGGAUGUAUAGAAUAGUUUUCAAGUAACUUUGAAUGAAGGGGAUUUCAUUGCUGAAUUGGGGGUUAAAGAUGUUGUCUUUGCUUUACGGUUGCUUACUGCUAUAAGCA
This is a messenger RNA of Hibiscus syriacus, 818 nucleotides long. RefSeq lists its product as uncharacterized. Bases 68 to 598 code for a protein of 176 amino acids. The record is from RefSeq and is a predicted model, not a curated record. The transcript is spliced from 3 exons. Lineage: Eukaryota; Viridiplantae; Streptophyta; Magnoliopsida; Malvales; Malvaceae.